Molecule: messenger RNA, 4510 nt
Organism: Cadophora gregata
Lineage: Eukaryota; Fungi; Ascomycota; Leotiomycetes; Helotiales; Ploettnerulaceae
Exons: 4
Coding region: 1251-3266 (671 amino acids)
Biological process (GO): regulation of transcription by RNA polymerase II
Cellular component (GO): nucleus; RSC-type complex
Molecular function (GO): DNA-binding transcription factor activity, RNA polymerase II-specific; DNA binding
Source: RefSeq, a predicted model, not a curated record
GGAGACACAGCAGAGAACAGAACAGAACAGAAACAACCUGGGAAGACAGCGACAAAAGGCCAGGGCCAGGGCCAGGGCCAGGGUCAAGGGAAGGGGCGACCGACUGCAAGGUUACCACGCGCUCUCCGGUGUUCACACUCCUCUCUCCCCUCUCCUCUCCUCUCUCCUCACUCCUCACUCCUCCUCACCUUACGAGUACAGGCCCCAGGCCCCCUCAUCCCAAAAUCCCGAGCACCACCAGCAGGAGAAGUUGAGUAGCAGUCCAGCAGUGUGUGCAAUGCUGGCCAAGCCAAGCCACGCCAGCGGUCUGCAUUGCAAAGCGAGAAGCCAGCGUCGAGAUCUCUCCAGGCCCCUGGUCGGCAACAGAAAUACAAACACUCACGCAGCACCCCCAAUCGACGCAGCUGCUUCUUUCUUACUUACAUUACUGCUUUUCCUACUUGCAUUUCUACUCGUCCCUCACUUGUCUGCACUACGCACUUCUGCUUCUGCUCUCGACAUCUUCAACUCUUGCUGCGUUUCUGGUCGAGCUCCGCCCCGAACAGACCUCCUCGUGGAGCAGUCAUAUAAAACCCCCACUGCCUGCACCUGAAAUACGGGGACCUCUUCCCGGCAGGAUAAGAGCGUCGACCCUGCUCAUCGCCCUGGCUCCCGCACAAGCAGCCACACACAACGCAGCACCGCACAACAGCACCGCACCGCACAGCACAGCACAGCAGAGCAGCGCAGGAGGAGAUCUAGUCAGUCAGCCGCCCGCCAAACCCAACGAGCUUUCCCGCCGCCGUACCUCUCUCCCUUCAUUCUUUACAUCCUAUCCUGCCCUGCUUUCCGACGAGGCAUUGCACUAAUUAUCGCUGGGCUGUCCAUCAUCAUAAUCACGCCUACCACCAUCACUCGUUCAGCAAACCACAACCACCAUACCAUAUAAUAAUACACGACCAACCUGCAGGGAAUCAACAAAAAACGGCCACGCCACGCAUAAACUUCAAUCUUUUGUCUGCUAUACGAACGUACUUCUCGAGCCGCGUACCCGACUGUUCUCUCGAUUCUUGGACCCCUCACACUCGCUCGUCUCGGCCGAUCUGCCAUAUUCCUUAACCCGAUUUCAAUUAAUAAGUUGAGUCGUCUUUGUUCUGGACAACCUCGUCGGAGACCAAUUGAGGUCAGUAGGCCACUCACAGACAGCGGAGUCUCGAUCGCAUUCUUGGCUGGUGGAUUCGACCGUAACUCUUCAACUCUGGUUCCGAACGAUGCCAAAUAUGGAGUUCUUCGAGCCGACGCCCUACCACCACCAGCACCCUCACUACCAUCACGAGCAGAUGCCUCAUUACAGUGAUCCCCAUCAGACGUACGCCAUGGCACAAUCUGCACCGAUGAUUGCAAUGCCAAACGUUGCAAAGGCAAACGAGACCAAACCACGCCUCGGAAAGGAUGAAGUGGACAUCUUGGAGCGGGAGUUCAAGAAAAACCCCAAGCCAACAACCCAAACGAAGCGUCAAUUUGCCGAAGAGAUGGGUGUUGAUUUGGCACGAAUAAAUAACUGGUUCCAAAAUCGACGUGCGAAGAGGAAGCAGGAGAAGAAGCAGGAGGCUUAUGAGGCUGGACAAGCUCAGGAAGCAUUGGGCUACUCGGAACCCUCAUCGCCAGAUUUCUUCAACAACGGCAGUGGAUAUUACAGCGACAACAGCCAAAUCAUUCCCAUUCAGCAACCAUCAGCACAGUUCUCUUUGGUCCAUGGGCCUCCACCUCCUGUUGCCCCAUGCAACCCUCAAUACUCUGACCCGUCGAUAGCCAGCAUGGAAUCGCUUCACCGAACAAUGGCUGCUGCUCAGGCUGCUCAGGGACACCACGACUUUCAUAGUUUGGUUGAUCAGCAUGAUACUGUGGCUUCUUUCGGCGGGUCCAUUCAUGACUUCUCGAGCACUGACCGUGCUCAAUUCCCAUCUCCGGACGAUUCACUGGACCACUUCAAUAACACUCAAGCUUACUCGUACCCUUCGAGUUUCUCAAGCAGUCUGUAUAUUAAUCCAUCUCGGUCACAAUCAAUUGUUGAGGUUCAAUCACCAGAAGACCCAUCAAAUCACACUCCAACGCCUUUCAACAAUUUCCAAAACUCCAGGCACGAAGCUUCCAUUCCUCAAUUGAUGACGACCUUUCCUUCGCAGUUACUUCCCUCCCAGUCAAAUGACGGUGCAUCCCAGCAAAACGACGAGCAUUUUACCCAGAGUCCAGAAUCCAUCCAUGAGUCAACCCUUCCAAUCGGCUUCAAGUACGAAAUUGCAGAGUCCGAUAUGUCAUCAGUUUCACCACCAGGACCUUCAAUUGCGUUCAAGUCUCCGCCCCCUCCAAUGGACAUUGCUUCUCGCCGAAAGAAGGUCCAAGUUAAGCCUGCAGCAUUGGUUGCCGACACCUUGAGAGGACGUCCUUCCAUGGGCCCUAGAACAGUUUCUCAUGCGGAGGGAUUCCGCCGAGGAAAUGAAAGUCCUGCUUCGUCGCCCAUGCGUCGCAUUGUUUCUGCCGGCGGCAACAGAAAUGUUCUGAGUGGCCGCAUCUAUAAAUCUGGCAUCGAAUCCUCUCAGCGUUCUCCUAUCAACCUUGGCGGCUUUGCUGAUGCAGGGUCCUUCCUCGAGUACAAUCAACAGAACAUUCGCAACCCGUCGCUAACAGCUGGAUCUUCGUUGAACUCGAGCCUGGCUCCUCCAACUCCCAUGUCCCCUCGAGAACGGGAGAUGACUUUCCCCAAAUUCGACAGUUCUCGAUCAACUGCAUCCCCAAUUGAAGGGGGUGUUAAUUUUGUCUUUAAUGCUGGUGUCCCUGGAUGUUUCACCACAAUGGACGGAGACCAAAACCUGGCAUCACCCCCUGAGACACCACAGGCACAUCUGGCUGCUGCUUCGAACAACUGGGCUAAUGGUCUUGACUUAUCCGACAAGACAUGGCAAUAUGAUGUUCCAGAUGAACCCCUUUACACCCCUGCUCAAGACUCAUUUCCAAUGGAGAUACACAUGCCACAGCCAUCGUAUCUCGGUUCCAUGAGCCAGCCAGUUACUCCUGCCUUCGGGCAAUUCAACCCCAAUUUCAUGUUUGGGCACGAGUCGCCUCGGUACAAAAACGAGCCAGCUCAGUAUACUCUAUCCACCCAGUCGGGGUCAGAAUACUCCUUCCCAGAGUCCAACCAGCACUAUCUGGGUGUAUCACCAACGACAACUAAGCAGAAAACGUUUCAAUUUUCGCACACCACAGCCGCAGACUUCUCUGAGAAGUGAGGCGUGCUCUUGCCAUUCGGCGUUUUCAUUUAUUUUUGCUCUUGUAGAGCUAUAGUUUCAGCAGGUUCUUUACUGCUGUUUGUACAACAAUACCUUGUGUAGCAUGUCAAGCGUUUGGCUUUAUUUUCUUUGUGAUAUGGGCGUCUCUCAAAUAAUGUAAUCAUGGUGACGCAGUCUCAACUGUCAAUGUUCACGAACUAUGUGGGGUGGGGUGGGGGGGGGGGGGGGGGGGGGGGGGGGGGGGGGGGGGGGGGAGAAUAGGAAGAAGAAGCAAGGAGAUAUAUACCCAAAAGCAAUAAAGAACGGGCUGGUGGAUGGCUUGUGGGGGUCUUGAUACUUUCUCGAGACAGGCGUAAUGGCAGCAACCGGAUGUGUCGAUCAAUGAAUACGCGUUGAUGGGUUUUGGGUAACUUUCACAUUUCAAUGCUGGGGGAAGGAACAUUGGGUGUCUGUAUAGCCUCAACAAUAGAAGGUCCUAAAAUACUCAUCAUCCCUCUGCUAAGUUACUGAGUCAAUAGUGUAUUUCUGUCCUUAAUCGAGUUCCUCGAAGGCAUUUGACAGAGGUAUCACUUGACAAAACAUAUCCCCUUAGGAAUCUCGCUUCAAGUUGCUCUGACACGCUCUACUUCCACACAGUCGGAGAUUAUCUCUCACUAUUACAAGAUAAACACGCAAGGCAAGACAAUAGUUCCACGAGCCGUUCCUCUCUUCUUUCAUCUUCUUCCUGGUUAGAAUUUCGGAGCCACGGCACAUUAAAUUAAAUCUCCUACAGUUCUAAGGAUGGAGAAUACCUCAGAUCACUUAAGAUCAGAAGUACAUUGCCUGAAAAGAAUACGACCCGAUGGCGACACUAUUGGAACGUGCCCCUUUCCCUUAAGGCGAAGGAAGCUCCAGCGCCAGUACCGGCGGUGCGUGCUGGGAGAUCGGGAGAUCCACGCCUCGCUAAAUUAAAUGAGCCAUCUUUCCGCGUUCCCCAUAUUGCGCUGUGCUCCAUACGCGUGGUGCGACUUGGGAGAGUAUGAUUGAUUAUAUAUCUGCUGUGGCUUUGCAAUUUUAUGUAAUGAUUUCGAAGUUUUAGUCAGUGCAUGAAAAUUUUUGAGCUAGAUACGGCGAGAAUGUUGGGCUGGUGGCUUGUAUUUUGGCCAGGGCUGAAGAUCCGAGAUUUGGACGUAAACAAUUAGGCGAGAUCCCCGCAGGAUGAUCAUUUGCUUGCUUUUGCCCUUCAAAGUUCAUUUUAAUCUCCA